Messenger RNA from Podarcis raffonei (Aeolian wall lizard), 2802 nucleotides. Its product is annotated as protein ATP1B4-like. The transcript is spliced from 9 exons. Lineage: Eukaryota; Metazoa; Chordata; Lepidosauria; Squamata; Lacertidae. Gene Ontology annotation, molecular function: protein binding; RNA polymerase II cis-regulatory region sequence-specific DNA binding; DNA-binding transcription factor activity, RNA polymerase II-specific. The coding region runs from base 709 to 1629 and encodes 306 amino acids. Gene Ontology annotation, cellular component: sodium:potassium-exchanging ATPase complex; nuclear inner membrane; nucleus. The record is from RefSeq and is a predicted model, not a curated record. Gene Ontology annotation, biological process: regulation of transcription by RNA polymerase II; sodium ion transport; potassium ion transport.
UUGUGCUUCAACAACAUCAGCAGAGCCAGAAAGUUCCCCACACCUACUCUAGAGGUCAGUUUCUAUUGCUGUUCAUCCUUCUUUAGUUGUCAUUUUUUAAAAAGACAUAUAGGUAAUCUACUCCCCUCCACAAGAUUCUCAAGUCUUGUUUUAUAUCUUUGGCUAACGAGUCCCAAAGCCAUAGUUUUCUUGAUCAAUCAUCAUUGCAGCUUGCUCAAGUACUUUUAAUUGCUCACAGAGCUUUCUCAGUAAAUCAAUUUUUUUUAAAAAGGCUUCCAUGAGUCCUUGCUCUAUGUAAUACCUACAAAUAAUAGAGGCUCCCUUCAGCUCAAUGCUACAGCAAUUGCCAAGGCAUGUGUGCAAAAUGCUACUCUCCCAAGUUUUGGGAGGGUUAGGACUGGAAGCAUCGCCCCAAGUCUGUGGUUGGCAAGAGGGAAAGAGCCAGUGUCUUGAGCUGAUGACAGAAGACAGAGGAAUGGAAUUCUGAAAGCACAACUCGGAAUGCAAGAUGGAACGGAAUGACCAACAUUAGCUGAUCCCUGCAUGACUCCUGCAGCCUGGGCAACCGGCCACUGAGGAAGACUACUGGGGCAGCAUCCCCUGGGGCUGCCAGGCCACUGCUGUUCCACCUGACUACUUCCUGAUUACCUGCCCCAAGUGAACGCCACCUCUGGAGGUGCCAAGGACCACCCGCUCAACUAUCACCAAAUGCCAGAAAAUAAGAAUGAAGAGGCAGCUCAGCGACAUGGCAAUGAGGAGGAGGAGGAGGAGGGAAAGAAAGAAAUGGGCAAGAAAACCUGGGGCGAUAUGGCCAAGGGUAUGAAAACCUUCCUUUGGAAUCCUGAGACAAGGCAGUUCAUGGGCAGAACAGCUCACAGCUGGGGCCUGAUACUCUUAUUUUACCUCGUUUUGUACUUGUUCCUGGCUGGGAUGUUUGCAUUUUGCAUGUAUAUGAUGUUAAUGACUCUGAGCCCCUAUACACCGAAGCACAGGGACAGAGUUGCUCCACCAGGAGUUAUGAUUAGACCACACAUUAGCAGCUCAGUCAACAUUGCGUUCAAACCCGCUGACGCCAAUUCGUGGCAGAAUUAUGUGGAUAACCUGCAUGCGUUCCUAGAAGAUUAUGAUGACAAAGUUCAAGAACAGAAGAACAUUAAAUGCAAUGAAGGCAAUUAUUUCAUCCAAGACGGUGAAGAAAGUGGCCCGAAAAAAGCUUGCCAAUUCAAGCGAUCCACAUUAAAUGCUUGUUCUGGAAUAGAUGAUCCAUCGUUUGGCUAUUCAACAGGACAACCUUGCAUCUUGCUGAAGAUGAAUAGAAUUGUAGGUUAUAAGCCUGGUUAUGGGAAUCCAGUGACUGUGAGCUGCAAUGUACACAAAGGUGAUGUGGCAGAUAUCAAGACAGUGGCUUUCUACCCAUCUUCAACAUUUGAUCCCAUGUACUUCCCUUACUACGGCAAGCACACACAUGUAAAUUAUACACAACCAUUGGUGGGCAUUCAUUUUUCGGACGUGGCAAAGGACAAAGAGAUAAAUGUUCAGUGCCAACUGAACGGCAAGGGUAUCAUCAACAACUUCAACAGUGACCGGUUUCUGGGGCGAGUAGUCUUCAUGCUGAAAAUCACAACAUAGGCCAGAGCAGCAUUUGCUAUCGCUCUUCCAAUGGCAAGCAAAUCUUUCUCACCAUGGAGGAGGGAAAAGAAGAAGAAAUAGGCCAUUCGCACACACUAGGAAAAUUCAAACCUGAUUUGGGGGGGUUAUUUGGCUUUCAUAGCAAACAAAAAGAAAUAUGGAUAACUCAAAUCUAAAUCUAAGUAUAGGUGACAUAUUUUAAAACAUCCAUCCUACGAGCAAAUGAACACAUGUCAUGUUAGAAAACUUUUAUUAAAACAUAAACACACACAAUGUAUUUAUGUUAGAUUUUUCACUGGCACAUCAACAAGUGUGGUAUUUGGUAUGAAGCAGGCAAUUUGGACUCUAAAAGGAACCAUUGCUAUUGUCACUCACCCCCCACCCUCACUGGGCCCAGGCAGAUGCAAAUCAGCUGCUCAUCAAUUAACAAACACCCCAAGGUUAAUAUGUUGUAUGUGCACUUGAACUUGAGCAAGGGAGUCUGGAGAUUAUAUAAACCCCGGAAAUCUCCUCUCUGGAUAGUUGUGUGUGUAUUAGAUUAUUAAAAAGGCACAUGCUCCAAGACUCGCUGCUCAAAUGGAAUAUUCCAUGUCCACAACUCCUCUGUUUGAGGCAGACAGUUCACACACACCAAUUUAGAAGUUAGAAAGCAUAAAUGUCAUGUUGAUGACUAUUGGCCUAUCUACUGAGACCUCCUGGCUCUGAUCUAGAACAGGAGAAAUACAGCAUGUUGGUUGCCUUUUGCUUUUCAAGCUCCGUUCUAAGUAGUGGCAAUGACCUCUAAACAGCUCUGGGCCCACCCUAGCCAAGAGGUCAUUUCCACCCCUGCAUUUGCCUACAGAGAGAAUGCUCUCAUUUAGCUUACUGUUUCUGUGCACUGUAAACACAAAGUGUACAUAGAAAUAAAUUAUCUGGGUCUGCCACUUGGCUCUGGUGUUCCCAUCCCCUGGCAGCUCAUUGUAGCCCAAGCCAACAUGCUUUCUGUUAGUGCUGUAACACUGAUUUUUUUAUCCAUUUUGGCUGUGAGCAGCAAGGGCCAGGGCCAGGUGGUAGGUUUAAUCAGUGUACUGGGAGUUUUGUUAUGAAUGUAUUUUCACUUCGACCCCACACUCUUUGGAAAGGGUGGACUAUAAAUCAAAAUGAAUUAGUAAAAAUCUUCAUAAUGUGCACUGA